This is a messenger RNA of Pelmatolapia mariae (spotted tilapia), 759 nucleotides long. RefSeq names its product zgc:103586. Gene Ontology annotation, cellular component: cytosol. The transcript is spliced from 5 exons. Gene Ontology annotation, molecular function: cytidine deaminase activity; zinc ion binding. The record is from RefSeq and is a predicted model, not a curated record. NCBI's taxonomy places the organism in Eukaryota, Metazoa, Chordata, Actinopteri, Cichliformes, Cichlidae. Bases 152 to 607 code for a protein of 151 amino acids.
CAAAGCCUGCCACUCUCGCGACCCCCUGGCAGCCGUCGGCAGACCUGAAUUAAAAGCCACUUGCAUUACCAUAGCUUAUAUUGUUUAUUUCUUUGUCACGGGACAACGUAGUUGGUUAAGGUGACAUAAUCCAGAAGCGUCUUCAGCUACAAUGACAGAUCAAGUAAAGGAGCUCGUUUCAAAGUGCCUGCAGGCUCGGGACAAGGCUUACUGUCCAUACAGCCGCUUCCCUGUCGGUGCGGCCGUGUUGACAGCAGAUGGCGCCAUAAUCACAGUAGAGCGCUGUAAAAGAGCCCAGGGUCUAAGUAUUGUUAGGAUUCCAGGCUGCAAUGUGGAGAAUGCAUCUUACGGACUGACGGUGUGUGCCGAGCGGACUGCCAUCCAGAGAGCUGUGGUGGAGGGCCACAGACAGUUCAGCGCCAUCGCCGUGACAUGUGACAUCAAAGACCGCUUUGUUGGACCAUGCGGAGCGUGCCGACAGGUCCUCAUGGAGUUUGGAUCAGACUGGACUGUAUACUUGACCAAGCCGGACGGCUCUUACAAAGAAACCAGCCUCAGUGAACUGUUGCCUUUAGCCUUUUCCCCGUCACAUCUAGCUAAGAACUGAUGAAACCUCAGCGAGAUCCUUCUUUGGCUGAUCUUACAGUGACAUGGCAAAAUUAAACAAUUAAAUAAAUAAUAAAUAAAAAUAAAAUAAGCUGUAGACUUCUAUCAUCUUUGAAGUUAUUUUACGAUAAAUAAAUGUAAAUGUGAUACCAA